UAUUGGUAGAGACUUCUAAGAAGUUGUCCCAUUCUAGGAGAGACACGAGUAACAACAUUAACAUGCCUGCUGUGGCAUCUGUACCUAAAGAGCUGUAUCUCUGUACUUCAUUGAAAGAUCUCAACAAGAAGACAGAAAUAAAACCUGAAAAGACCAGCACAAAGAGUUAUGUGCAGAGUGCCCUUAAGAUUUUCAAGGCGGCAGAAGAAAGCAGAUUGGACAGAGAUGAAGAAAAAGCUUACGUCCUGUAUAUGAAAUAUGUAACUGUUUAUAAUUUUAUUAAGAAGAGACCUGAUUUUAAACAGCAACAGGAUUAUUUUCAUUCAAUUCUUGGACCUACGAACUUAAAAAAAGCUAUUGAAGAAGCCGAAAGACUCUCAGACAGCCUUAAACUCAGAUAUGAGGAAGCUGAAGUUCGGAAAAAACUUGAAGAGAGAGAUAGGCAAGAGCUGCAGAAAAAGCAAGAAACGAAAGAUGAUGGAAAGGGUUCAGCCAAGAACUCUUCAGAAAGCUCAGCAGAUUCCAAAGGAAAAAGCCAAAGGAUCAAUGGUGAGAAGACACAUUCCCUGGAAAAAAACGAUCAGUCUGACAGUCUGAGUGGAGCAGUCACUGCUGAGAAACUGUUUGCAAUGAUGACAGACAAAAACAUUGAACUGAUCAUAAUGGACACUCGAAGCUUGAAAGAUUAUCAAGAAUCCUGUAUUCCAAGAUCUAUCAGCGUCCCAGAAGAAGCAAUCAGUCCUGGAGUUACCACAAGUUGGAUUGAAGCUCGACUCCCAGAGGAUUCUAGAGAUCCAUGGAAGAGGAGAGGACAUUUUGAUUAUGUUAUACUGCUAGACUGGUUUAGUUCUGCAGAAGACUUAAAGCUUGGAACAACACUGCAAAGCCUGAAAGAUGCACUUUUUAAGUGGGAAAGCCAACCUCUACUGCAGAAUGAGCCUUUAAUCCUAGAAGGAGGCUAUGAAAACUGGCUCCUUUGUUUUCCCCAGUACACCACAAAUGCUAAAGUAACUCCACCCCAGCACGGCAGGAGAGAAGCAGUGACUGUUUCUUUGGAUUUUACUUAUCCAUCUCUGGAGGAGCCRGCUCCUGUUCCACCUGUUGUUGCUAUAAAGCCAACUCCAAUAGAAGUAGCUGAGAAUGAAGAAACAGGAAGUAAUUUGGAAGAGAGACUAAAAUCUCUUAACAGACCAAGUGCACAGGCUGCAACUAUUCCCAAAUCUGACAGCUUAUCUGGAGUUCAUCCAGUACCAAUUACAAGAAGCAUCCCUGAGGUUGAUCGCACUAAAAAGCCUUCACUAAAACAGCCCAGUGAUAACAGACCAAAAUCUGAGAGCACCAUCACUGACAGCCAGCCUGUUGAGAAUGGACGCAUCAUUCCAGACCGGUCCACAAAGCCCCUGCAUGAUGCAAAGAACAUUUUGACAGAAGAAGAAAAAAGUCGCAUACACGCAGAAACUGCUGCCAUGCUAGAGAAGAACAAGCGGGAAAAAGAAUUGCGGGAGAGGCAACAAGAAGAACAGAAAGAAAAACUCAAGCAAGAAAAAGAACAACAGGAACAAAAAGCAAAGGAAGAGAAGAAAGAAAAGGAAUACAAAGAAAAGCUGCAACAAGCCAAAGAGCAGAGAGAACAAAAGGACAGGGAAGAACAGAUAAAAAAAGAACGGGAAGAAAAAGAAAAAGAGACAGCACAGAAAGAAGUAAUAGAAGCGAAAAAGCAAAACAAAAAUGAACCAGAAAGUAUUGAUUUGARAAGUAUUGAAAUUGAAAAAAUAUCUAUGGAAGAAAGAGAAAAGGGAACCAGAACACCAGAAAUGCAGAGAAGUGCCCUGGGUGAUGCAUCUCAGACCUUUGUGACCACCUCAGGCAAGCAAACUGGGGUUAAAGGAGAACCAGACAGUGGAGCUCAAAAGCCAGGAGCCGUUAGAGAGGAUUCUGAACAAGAUACUGAAAGACUUAAAUCUCAGCGGGAGCCAUUAAUGAGAGCGAGAAGUGAGGAAAUGGGAAGGAUAAUACCAGGACUGCCUCCAGGCUGGGCAAAGUUUCUGGAUCCAAUCACAGGAACCUUUCGAUAUUAUCACUCGCCGACAAACACCGUUCACAUGUACCCACCAGAAAUGGCUCCUUCAUCCACUCCUCCAUCUACCCCGCCAACCCAUAAACCCAAGCCACAGGUGGCUGCUGAACGAGAAAGAGAACACUCCAAACUGAAGCGCUCCUAUUCCUCCCCAGAUAUAACCCAAGCCAUUCAGGAGGAAGAGAAGAGAAGAAUUCCUGUGACCCCUACAGUCAAUCGUGAAAAUAAACCGGUCUGUUAUGCUAAACCUGAAAUUUCAAGACUCUCCGCAUUACAAAUUCGGAAUCUCAACCCUGUGUUUGGGGGAUCGGGACCAGCUCUGACCGGACUUCGUAAUCUAGGGAACACUUGCUAUAUGAAUUCCAUAUUACAGUGUUUGUGCAACGCACCCCAUCUAGCUGAUUAUUUCAACAGAAACUUGUAUCAAGAUGAUAUUAACAGGUCAAACUUCCUGGGGCAUAAAGGUGAAGUGGCUGAAGAGUUUGGUGUAAUAAUGAAAGCUUUGUGGACAGGACAGUAUAAAUAUAUCAGUCCAAAAGAUUUUAAAAUUACAAUUGGGAAGAUUAAUGACCAAUUUGCUGGAUACAGCCAGCAGGACUCCCAAGAACUGCUCCUCUUUCUAAUGGAUGGCUUGCAUGAAGACCUAAAUAAAGCAGACAAUAGGAAGAGACACAAGGAAGAAAACAACGAUCAUCUUGAUGACUUCAGAGCAGCGGAGCUGGCUUGGCACAAACACAAACAGCUCAAUGAAUCCAUUAUUGUUGCACUCUUUCAAGGCCAGUUCAAGUCCACAGUGCAGUGUCUUACGUGUCACAAGAAGUCCCGGACAUUCGAGGCGUUCAUGUACUUGUCAUUACCCCUUGCAUCCACCAGUAAAUGUACGCUGCAGGAAUGCCUUAGGCUGUUCUCCAAGGAGGAAAAGCUCACGGAUAACAAUAGAUUUUACUGUAGCCAUUGCAAAACUCGAAGGGAUUCUUUGAAAAAAAUAGAAAUUUGGAAACUACCACCUGUUCUUCUUGUGCACUUGAAAAGAUUUUCCUAUGAUGGAAGAUGGAAGCAAAAGCUUCAAACAUCUGUAGAUUUCCCAUUGGAAACUCUUGACCUGUCGCAGUAUGUUAUUGGUCCAAAGAAUAACUUGAAGAGAUACAAUCUGUUUUCAGUUUCAAAUCAUUAUGGAGGGUUGGAUGGAGGACACUAUACAGCCUACUGCAAAAAUGCUGCAAGACAACGUUGGUUUAAGUUUGAUGACCAUGAAGUAUCUGAGAUCUCAGCGUCAUCUGUGAAAUCCUCAGCUGCAUAUAUUCUCUUUUACACCUCUUAUGAACAGAGGGCGGUGGAUAUAGCCACAUAAAAUAGUGUUGUUUAAGAAAAAUGAUUCUAAUAAGAUUCCUUGUAUAAGAGCAAAAUAGCUAUGGGAAUGCAUAUAAAUAUGCAAAAUUGUGACAAACAGAGUCACUUACAGAACAUGGGGAUGGUUGCAGCAGCAGUACUAUUGCUUAAAGCUGAAGACUGUUUAAACAAAUGCUUGUGGUAAUUCUGCCAUCUGUGAGACCAUUUACAAGGCAAACUGGCAUUACCAUUUAUUUAAAAACAGCUAUAUUGUUAGCCUGCUCCCAAAUUCAAUUCUAAACUAGUAAUUUGAAAUCUAAUAAUAAGUAGUUCAAAAUGUCUUAAAAUCCCAAGGCAUAUCUUGAGUUUUUUUUUCUUUCACUGUUAUGGCCUUUUCACAUUUCUAACCUUAAGCUUGAUUCUACUGUGAAUACUCUAGAAUGAUGUAAACAGUUAGGAAUGUAAGUGUACAUAUUGAUUGCAUACUUGCACAUCAAAACUAUGUAUAUAAUAAAUUGUYGUCCUUUUUGUGAGAAUCCUUAAACUCAGAGGAUUGCUUCUUUGCCAGCUCUAAGUAAUAGCAACACUACUAAAUAAAAAAAAGCAGAGCUGUAUCCUUCUGUUAGCUUUUGUCACUAUUUGUG
This is a messenger RNA of Nothoprocta perdicaria, 4050 nucleotides long. RefSeq names its product ubiquitin specific peptidase 8 (gene USP8). Lineage: Eukaryota; Metazoa; Chordata; Aves; Tinamiformes; Tinamidae. Gene Ontology annotation, biological process: endosome organization; protein K63-linked deubiquitination; protein K48-linked deubiquitination. Gene Ontology annotation, molecular function: cysteine-type deubiquitinase activity. The transcript is spliced from 19 exons. The record is from RefSeq and is a predicted model, not a curated record. Bases 63 to 3428 code for a protein of 1121 amino acids. Gene Ontology annotation, cellular component: midbody; extrinsic component of endosome membrane; extrinsic component of plasma membrane.